This is a messenger RNA of Zea mays, 1420 nucleotides long. RefSeq lists its product as uncharacterized. Bases 155 to 1156 code for a protein of 333 amino acids. The transcript is spliced from 3 exons. Gene Ontology annotation, molecular function: zinc ion binding; DNA binding. NCBI's taxonomy places the organism in Eukaryota, Viridiplantae, Streptophyta, Magnoliopsida, Poales, Poaceae. The record is from RefSeq and is marked validated. Gene Ontology annotation, biological process: response to gibberellin; response to ethylene.
GCCAUAUUUUAAGCAGGGCCGAGGCGAGCUCCCAGAUGCAAACAUCCUCCUCUCCUCGCAGACAUCUUAUCCCCUCCCGAUCGAGGCCCCCGUUUCCUCCUCCUCCGGCCACCGCACCUAGCUGUCUUAACUUGCCGUUCGCAGCCUCACGCCCAUGGCUAGGAAGUGCUCUAGCUGUGGGAACAACGGCCACAACUCGAGGACCUGCAGCGGGCACGGCGCCGGGGGCGGGGGCGUGAGGCUGUUCGGGGUGCAGCUGCACGUGGGGUCCUCGCCCGUGGCCAUGAAGAAGUGCUUCAGCAUGGAGUGCCUGUCGUCGUCGGCGUCCGCCGCGCCGGCGUACUACGCGGCCGCUCUCGCCGCGACCAACAGCGCCUCGCCGUCGGCCUCCUCCUCCUCGUCGCUCGUCUCGGUGGAGGAGGCCCCCGAGAAGAUGGCCCACGGGUACCUCUCCGACGGGCUCAUGGGCAGGGCGGCGCAGGAGAGGAAGAAGGGCGUUCCAUGGACGGAGGACGAGCACAGGCGAUUCCUGGCGGGCCUGGAGAAGCUCGGGAAGGGCGACUGGCGAGGCAUCUCCCGGCACUUCGUGACGACGCGGACCCCGACGCAGGUGGCCAGCCACGCCCAGAAGUACUUCCUCCGGCAGAGCAGCCUGACGCACAAGAAGCGCAGGUCCAGCCUCUUCGACGUGGUGGAGAACGCCGAGAGGGCGGCGACGAGCUCCAUCAAGGGCAUGGAGCGCCUGCGGCUCAAGGACGCCAUCACGACCGCGACCGCGACUGGCUCCGCAGAACCCGGAACCGGGACGACGGCACAGCUCCCGCCGGCCCUGUCGCUCGGCGUCGGCAGGCCACCAGCGAGGCCCGACCACGCCGCGCUGCCUCCGAGCAGCCUGCUGUCCCUGCAGCUGCCGCGGUGCUCGGCGGGAAUUGGCCGCACGGCGCCGAGCCUGGCCCUGGCGCCGCCGAAACACAGCCACCCUUCUUCGUCGCUGACGGCGGCAAAGGCUGGUGGCCUGGCGCCGGACCUGGAGCUGAAGAUCUCGACCGCCCGGCAGAGCGAGCACCAGCAGCAGGUCCAGAUGGGGCCAUCGCUGCCGCCGCCGCCGCCGCCGCCGCAGAGGACGCCCUUUCUGGGGACCAUCAGGGUCACAUGACAUGACCGGCAAAGACGGCGGCGGUUAGUAGGGAAUAUCCUGCUGGUAGGAGAAGAGCUUUUGCCCAUCUGAAGCUGGAGAAGGUUGCUUCAAAAGAUAGGACGGGGUGGGAAAACUGGAAAGAAGGAAGCUUUUGGCAGCGUGUGCGUGUGUGUGUGUUGCUGGCACCUGGCAGUGGCAGCCGAGACGACGAUGGCGUCGUGUAUCAUGUGGGUGUUGUGUAUAUCAUAUCAUCAUCAUCCGAAAGAUGGAAACUUUACUGGC